Messenger RNA from Terrapene triunguis (Three-toed box turtle), 3371 nucleotides. It is a transcript of the gene BEST3, whose product is annotated as bestrophin 3. The record is from RefSeq and is a predicted model, not a curated record. Lineage: Eukaryota; Metazoa; Chordata; Testudines; Emydidae. Bases 388 to 2091 code for a protein of 567 amino acids. The transcript has 9 exons. Gene Ontology annotation, molecular function: chloride channel activity.
CAAACCCCCAAUAGCCUAUGUUCCUAAGGUGAAGAAGGAGCAAAGACACUAUUUCAUACCUGAAGGCUUCUUCACUGGGGACAUUUGAAGAAAAGAAAGGGUCUGGGAUUUUCCUUCAUGGUUGGGCUGCCACAUCAGAAUAGCAGAAACAACCUGCCAAGACAAUGACAGUCACUUACUCCAGUAAAGUAGCAAAUGCCACCUUCUUUGGAUUUCACAGAUUACUCCUCAAGUGGAAAGGCAGCAUCUACAAAUUGCUGUAUAGGGAAUUUAUUGCCUUUGCUAGUCUUUACACAGCAAUAAGUGUGUUGUACAGGAUUCUACGUUACUUUGGUGGUGAACCGCUGGUGGAACCAGUUUGUGAAUCUGCCGUGGCCAGACAGACUUAUGUUCUUGAUCUCUAGCAGCAUUCAGGGAAGAGAUGAAUACGGGCGCUUACUUAGGAGAACUCUAAUGCGUUAUGUGAAUUUAACUUCCCUGAUCAUCUUCCGCUCAGUGAGCACAGCUGUAUACAAAAGAUUUCCAACCAUGGACCAUGUGGUAGAAGCAGGUUUUAUGACAGUAGAUGAAAGAAAAAACUUUGAUCAUCUUAAGUCUCCCCAUCUUAAAUACUGGAUUCCAUUUGUCUGGUUUGGAAAUCUAGCAUCUAAGGCACGAAAAGACGGUAGAAUUAGAGAUAGUGUAGACCUUCAGACACUGAUGAAUGAAAUGAAUAAGUACCGGUCUUGGUGUAGUCUUCUAUUUGGUUAUGACUGGGUUGGAAUUCCACUGGUCUACACACAGGUUGUCACUCUUGCGGUCUAUACCUUCUUCUUUGCAUGUCUGAUAGGACGUCAGUUUUUGGAUCCUGAGCAAGGAUAUGUAGGACAUGACUUGGAUCUUUACAUUCCAGUCUUCACACUGUUACAAUUCUUCUUCUACGCAGGAUGGCUCAAGGUUGCUGAGCAGCUUAUUAAUCCAUUUGGGGAAGAUGAUGAUGAUUUUGAAAUAAAUUGGUGCAUUGAUAGAAAUUUGCAGGUCUCACUUCUGGCUGUGGAUGAAAUGCACAUGAACUUACCAAAGAUGGACAAAGAUAUUUACUGGGAUGAUUCAGCUGCUCAGCCACCAUACACACUGGCAGCUGCCGAUUACUGUAUUCCAUCUUUCCUUGGAUCAACUAUUGAAAUGGGGCUGUCUGAUACAGAGUUCCUCCGUGGGGAAAACCAGCCCUGGGAUGAUGAGAAAUACAGGCGACAGCCCUCAGUGCUGAGAAGAGUUAAGCGAUUUCUGAGUGUCCAUGAAAACUCUCCUUCCCCAACCAGGAGGCGCUACAGCAGACAAACAAGUGAGAACUCGGUGUUUUUCCCUGCUCAUGAAAAGGGUCACAUCAGCAGUUUGCAAGAAAUGCAUUCUAGAGGGAGACAUUUUUCCUCAAAGGUCAAGAAGAAAUAUGAGCUGGCUGACAGGAAUCCCCGACUGCAUGCUAGCAUAGAUCUAGCAACUAUUAGUGAAACUAGCAGAACCAACAUUUUAGAGAGCUACCAAUCUAGUGAGAAUGACACAACAACAAAGAUAUCUUUGCCAGUCCCUGAAGCAGUUGUUGCUACUACUGAGGACAGAACACUCAACGCGUCAGACAGCCAGACUUUACAGACAGACACCUCCACAAACAUGUCGACAGAACAGGCUCCACCAGGCAGUCCAACUGAGCCACAUUCUGAUCCUGUGGAUGCACCACGACCUCAUUCAGAAAUGGCUAUGUCUUUUACAGAUUCUGGGCAGCAUAAAUCAUCCACUGUUGUAACAGAGGAACCAAAACCUGAUUUACACAAAAGUAUGACAGCAGAUGAUAGCAAAGAUCAACACAGGAGCUCUGAAAGAUGUUCCCCAGACUUCCAUAUGCUCAGUAUUACAUUGCAUACAGAUGCUGCACCUCUUUUAUUGGAUUUUGGAACACCCUCUGGACAAAGCACCUUAAGUGGUGAAAGUAACAUUGCUGCUACGUCUGCUGCUAGAGAUACCGUUGAUAUGCAUCACUUAUUGGAACAUCUGGAUGCUAAAGAAACAGCUAUACUAGAAUUCAUUAAUGAGAAGAAUGAAGGAAAUCUCUGACAAGGUUGUCAGAAUCUUCUAGAUUCCAAUUCUAUUCUAUUAUUUACAGUGGGGGGAAAUGUUUAAGAGCCCCUGCAGCCAUUUGGGGGUUCCCCAAACACAGAAAACUUUCAUUUUGCAAAACAAUUGGAACUUUGUCUCUUUUGAAACCUGUUCUUAUUCAGAUUUUCUGAAAAUACAGAAAUACAAACACACUGCUCAGACCACACAUACAGUACGUCGUACGGCUGAUCUUAUUUCCAAGGAAAAUUACUCAGAUUGCUAUGUUAAAGCUUUCCUCUCUCAAUGAGGAUUCUGGCAGGGCAAUAUUAAAUUUAAAUUAAAACAAAAAUCUCAGCCAGCCGGGAGCCUCAUUCCCUGGAUAGAUCUCACCAGCUGGUACCCAGCUUUGGCAGUGUUCUUCGGCCUUUCUCUCAGCACGGACUCCACCUUUGAACAUGGCUCGGGAAAGGGAGCUCAUGCUGUCCAUGGCCAUGAUGGAAAGGGGUGUUUUCCCUCUCUUUCAGCAGUGGGAAAGGAGAUUUCUCUCCAGCACAUACACGCCCAGCCCUUCUCUCUUGGAAUCCAUCCUUUUGCAAAUCAAAUUGCUUUUAUAACACAGCCAAGUAAUUAUUUCCUCAUCAAGUCUUAUUGAACUGUCACGAAAUAGUAAGGAUAAGUGUUAAGGAAUCAUACUGAUGUCCUGCCAGUACAAUUCAUUAACAACACAUCCCUCCUCCACCAUCCGGCAGUGUGGAUGGCUCCAAAGGCAAUGGAACUAAUGCAGUUACUCUACUCAUGGCAGGAGGUGGAGCACCCUCCCUGGGAGUGCACAGCUCCCAUGUGCCUGAAGCACUGCUCUGUGGCUUUCUCUAUGGUAGCAUAGGAAGGCCUGAGAAGUGUGGGGUGUGACCAGUGGAUCCACAGCUCUGUAGGUUCACUGGCCAAACUCCCCUCUGUCCUGCAUGAGGAGAAGGAUGGAUGUAGCUGCAGGAGGGAGUGUAUCAGCAGCCACAAAGCAGUUCCACCAUUUGGGUAAGAGGAUUCCAUAGCCAGCCCCCAACAGAACACAAGCCUGAGGAAAUGGGAGUCUCUCAGGGGAGAGGAUUUGAGCCAGGGAUUCCAGGCCAUUGUUUCUUUUGUCUCUUUUCUCUCUGUCUUUUCUGAUCGCAGAAAUCUCGCCUAAUCUCCAGGGUCCAAUCACCAUCUUGCCACCAUCCUCAUCCUCAGAGAAGAAUGAGGGGGGAUUUGAUAGCUGCUUUCAACUACCUGAAAGGGGUUGCAAAGAGGAUGGAUCUAGA